GAGUUUGGCAGAGAUUCGCCGCUGGCUAAAGCCCAAGAGCAAGGAUGGACGACGUCGAGGCGCUGCUCGAGGCACCGCUGAAGCGCAAGUCUGACCGACGUGACGAUGACGACAAGAGUCGCUCGCCCGAGUCAUCCAGGCGACACCGGGAUUCUGCUUCUCGCCAUUCCUCGUCUCGUCACCAUCGAGAAGAAGAGGACCGCUACAAGGACAGAGAUCACGACAGAGAACGCGAUCGUGAUCAUGACCGAGGAUCUCGCAGGGAAGAGGACCGGAGAGAUUCUCGGAGAGAUGACGAGAGACGUUCGAGACGACGCUACGACGAUGAAGAGUACGAGAGCAGCUCGCGCAGGCACAGAGAAGCGGAUGAUUACCCGAGCGAGCGACGCAGAAGACGCUAUGAGACCACAGAGGAAGAGGAUCCGGAUCCCUCUCGUCGCAGUCGUCGUCGACACGAAUCGCCCUCUCGCUCGAGUCGAGACGCGGGCGAGGACAGAGAGCACCGCAGUCGUCGAUCUACCGCUGCGGACCUCAUGCCCGAUCAAGAUGCGGCUUACGUGCCUCUCGAAGAAGACACGAAAAGCGCACAUAGCGCAGGGUCUCGCUCGCGCCAGCUCAGCUCUUCACAUCGCGACGAUGAAGAGAGACACUAUCGCUCACGCUCUGGCAGGGAUGACCGACUCGAUCCACGUCGCUCUCAUCGUGACGAGUACAGCUCGCCUCGUGACGACCACCGCCGUCGUGACCACGUCGACUCUCCACGUGAAGAUGCCCGUCGUCAUGAACCUCGCUAUGAGGCACCGCCUGCCAAGCCUCGCACGCCCACGCCUCCUCCAAUGACGGAAGAAGAGCACGAGAUGCGCUCAGUGUUUGUCUCCCAGCUCGCCGCUCGUAUUGGCGAUCAACAGCUUCAUGCAUUCUUCGAGAAUCAAGCAGGCCCAGUCAGAGAAGCCAAAGUUAUCGUUGACCGCAUCUCUCGUCGAUCGAAAGGCGUAGGCUAUGUCGAAUUCAUGGAGCUCGAGACAGUUCAGAGAGCACUCGCCUUGUCGGGCAUGAAAGUUCUCGGCGUUCCCAUCCAGGUGCAAUAUACCGAGGCAGAGAAGAAUCGACAAGCGUCUACUGCUCAGAGCAGCUACGGUGCCCUCAUGGAUGCAGGCUUUACUAUUCCAGCUGGCUCAGAUGCUACACCGUCAGGAGCUGUGCCCUACAACGUGCUGUAUGUGGGCUCGCUCAACUACAGCUUGACAGCAGACGACAUGCGCGAGGUCUUUACGCCAUUUGGCGCGGUGGCUUCUGUCGACUUGCAGACUGAUCCCGGCAGCGGCAAGAGCAAAGGUUAUUGCUAUGUCCAAUUUUACAAGCACGUCGAUGCGAUUCAUGCCCGAGAAAAGAUGAACGGCUUCCAGCUUGCAGGUCGUCAGCUUCGAAUUAGCACCAUCAGCGAACGCAACGCCAUCUUGCCUCCCAUGAGCCGCAGUGGACCCGUCGCCCUCGGUGAUGGCGAAAUAGGACCCAACCUCAAUAAUAUCGGACGCAUUGAGCUCAUGCAGAAACUCGCUCGAACAGAUGCAGCAUCGAAUCAGCCUCCCCCGACCGUUAUGCGGCCUAACAUCCCGACUGCAGCGUCUAGGUGCAUCCUGCUCAAGAAUAUGUUCGAUCCUGCCGAAGAAACCGAGCCGACGUGGGACACUGACCUUCGUGAUGACGUCAAAGAAGAAAUCCAAAGCAAGUAUGGCGCUGUCGCUGAGCUUGUAGUCCAGCGUGACUCGACAGAAGGUGCAAUCUAUCUCAAGAUGGAAGACACGAACGGAGCCGCAAAAGCGCUGAGUGGACUUAACGGUCGCUGGUUAAUCACAGCGGUGGACGAACGCUCACGGCUGCUUACAUCUCUGACGCAAUCUUUGAUGCUCACAAGCGCGGAUGACCGCAGUACGCAGAAUAACCGCAAAUCAGAAAAGGACAAGGAAAUCGCUAUCAAGCAUCGUCGUCAUGUCUUUGACCUACUCAAAGUCGUGGCUCGUCUAACUCGUGAUCUCCAAGUCUACAGACAUGCAUGCUCCUACAUCUUUCCCUUCCGGACGCUCACUGAGCCACUGAAGUACGAGUCCGUCGACAUCGAUUUCAUGAUUCCUCACAACAUCAAGCUGCUCGCCUACCUCUCCAACAAGCCGGAUCUAUGUGUCCUCAUCCGAGAGCUGCGAAUCAAUUCGAGCAUGAUCCCUCCUAAACCGGACGAGGCAAGAGAGUCUCACAAGCUCGUUCGCGAGGUGAUGAAGAUAGCCAAACAGCUGCAAGUCCUGACCAACGUGUGCCUCGAGCUACCUUGCGCUACCACUGAUCUUUUCUCUUGCUGCCUACCACACAUGCAACUCAAGGAUUCUAUCGAGCACUCUCUCAACCAGGUCAUUUCUGUGCUCAACAAGUCUCGUGGUGCGCUCAAGGAGCUCCGACUUUUCGACCACGACAUUGCAGCAGCCGAACCUUUUCUCUUGUCCGACAGACUAGCAUCGCGACUGGCAGGCGCAACAUUCUGGCUCCAUCUGCGCUCGAUCAGCCUCGUCGGACUUUGGUUCGGCGAGACAGCCAUGCAAGCCUUUCUUGGCGGUAUUGACCACACGCAGCGCUUGCGCAAUCUCGAUCUCUCGCUGACGGAGACUAUCGAAUUGUGUGACAUCGGCAAGCUCACUAUUCUCAGUAAGCUCGCGCGCCUCCGCAUAAUCUGGGACGGUCCGGAGCGAUCAAAGGGCGCCAUCAAGACCUUUGUAGUCAAGCUCGCAACCUCCAUGAGCGCGCUUCGGUACGUUUGGUCGGACACGGAUCAGUAUACGAUCGAGCGUCUGUCAGCGAAGCUCGAGAGGCUCAUCAAGCCUCGCGUUACCUUGAUCGAACACGAGACCGCGGAGCUGCUCUGGCAGCGCCAUUGACCGUAGCAGUGCGCUUUCGACUAAGGAGCUCUUGCUCACGAUGUCAUCUACU
Mixia osmundae IAM 14324 is the source of this 2976-nucleotide messenger RNA. RefSeq lists its product as uncharacterized. Gene Ontology annotation, biological process: mRNA processing. NCBI's taxonomy places the organism in Eukaryota, Fungi, Basidiomycota, Mixiomycetes, Mixiales, Mixiaceae. The transcript has 11 exons. Gene Ontology annotation, cellular component: nucleus. Bases 45 to 2924 code for a protein of 959 amino acids. The record is from RefSeq and is a predicted model, not a curated record. Gene Ontology annotation, molecular function: RNA binding.